AUGGCAGACCAGAUCGAAGAUGUGCUGGAGCUGUCCCACAACCUCCAGGAUGUCACGUCGGAGCUGUCUCAACAGAUCAAGAUGAUUGAUUUCAAGGGGGUGGCCCAGCUACCACCCCUGGAGCAGGCCCAGUUUUAUUCCAAGCUGGCCUACGUGACCAACUCGGCCAUGUUCGCCUUCAUUCUGGCGUCUGGAGGCGAUCCCAAGACCCACCCUAUCAUGAAGGAUCUGGACAGGGUCAAGACAUACAUGGGCAAGGUUGCACAUGCUGAAGGCAAACCUGGACCAGCUCGAAAGGACGAGAGAAACACAAAGGUGGACGUUCCUGCAGCAAAACGAAUUAUUUUUGCCCAGACGGAGCGGGCCAUUUCAGCGGACUCCAUCAAGGAGCCUGAGACUACCAGUGACGCGGCCGAGGCGUUCCUCAAGGACGUGACCAAGUCGGCGAGUAAAAAGGACAAGAAGGACAAGAAGGACAAGAAGGAUAAAAACGGAUCCAAGGAUAAGACGGAGGAGAAGACACAGAAGAGCGCCAAGAAGGAUAAGGCAAAGGUGGUCAAGCCUAAGAAGGCCAAGAAGAACUGA
Molecule: messenger RNA, 585 nt
Organism: Yarrowia lipolytica CLIB122
Lineage: Eukaryota; Fungi; Ascomycota; Dipodascomycetes; Dipodascales
Biological process (GO): regulation of gene expression; maturation of 5.8S rRNA
Cellular component (GO): nucleolus; exosome (RNase complex)
Molecular function (GO): DNA binding; RNA binding
Source: RefSeq, a predicted model, not a curated record